AUGUCCUCCAGCGAAGAGGACCCCACCAACGAGACACCCAGACUACCAACAUCUCAAGUCGUCAAGUUCCUCAUUCUAUCCGACACGCACUCGACCAGCGCGUUCCAUCGUCCCACCCCUCGCGUCGACGUGGUCCUGCACUGCGGCGACCUCACCAAAAAUGGCACGCAUGACGAGCUUUUAAAAGCCCUUAUCCUGCUGGGCUCCAUAUCGGCAGAGCUAAAGCUCGUCAUCGCUGGAAACCACGACAUCGCGCUGGACACUGGCCACUACACGUUGGAGGGCGGGAGCGAAUCCGAAAGCGCAAAGGCCACGAAACUGAUGUACGGCACGUUUGCGCAAAGCUGCGGCGUCAAGUUUCUGACUGAGGGGACGUACGAGUACCGUCUGCGCAGCGGGGCCCUGCUGCGCGUGCACGCGUCGCCGUACACGCCCCACCACCGCCACUCCGCGUUCCAGUACCCACGUGACCAGGACCGGUUUAACCCGCCAAAUGCCACGCCCCAGUGGGCAUAUAACGUCGGGACCCAGGAGUCAAUCGUUCCGGAAGGCGUCGACGUGCUCAUGACGCACGGCCCGCCGCAGUACAUACUCGACGCCACGGAGAACGGCCAACCCGCCGGCUGCGAGCAUCUGCGCCGCGCCGUCGAGCGUGUCAGGCCGCGCCUGCACUGCUUCGGGCACCUGCGUCGCGAGUACGGCGCCUGCCGCGUGCGCUACACUGACGGCGUGGGGCAGGUACUGCCGAAGGAGCCGGUGAAAAAACAUCAGCCGUUGAAGCGUGGCUUUGCUGCUUUGAGCGCGGCCAGCGCGGACGAGUUCAAGAGGGACAAGGGGCAAGGCCUUAUGGUGAACGCUGCUAUUGUGGACAAGAAUGGAGAGCCAACGAACGCGCCUUGGUUGGUGGAGUUGGAGCUGGGCGCCAACGGGUGGGUUUGAAUGGAUAACGGGGCAAGAGAAAUGUCGAACAUCAAGGUGGAGGAGCUCGCUAUGUACGUUGAUUUGGUCGUGCGGAUUUGGGCGGAGGUUCCUGCUGGGAUGGGUGGAGGGGAGAGAGGUCGCAGGGGAAUGAAGGUGCUAUUCUUUUCCAGGUUUAGAGGAGAGGAAGCACCGGACUCUGCAACUCGCGCGGGUAAUGAAGACACUGCUGCACUCUGCAAAUAAGGUGAUCAAGGCGAAGUCGUUGACAUGUAGUCAUAGUUCCGGGUAGCUGUGUAGAGUCUACUUCGCUAGUAUAGUGUUGCCUGAGCCGGACUGAACCAACG
This is a messenger RNA of Aplosporella prunicola CBS 121167, 1265 nucleotides long. RefSeq lists its product as uncharacterized. The record is from RefSeq and is a predicted model, not a curated record. Bases 1 to 939 code for a protein of 312 amino acids. The transcript has a single exon. NCBI's taxonomy places the organism in Eukaryota, Fungi, Ascomycota, Dothideomycetes, Botryosphaeriales, Aplosporellaceae. Gene Ontology annotation, molecular function: hydrolase activity.